Messenger RNA from Suillus paluster, 1269 nucleotides. RefSeq lists its product as uncharacterized. The transcript has 8 exons. The record is from RefSeq and is a predicted model, not a curated record. NCBI's taxonomy places the organism in Eukaryota, Fungi, Basidiomycota, Agaricomycetes, Boletales, Suillaceae. Gene Ontology annotation, cellular component: nucleus; ribonucleoprotein complex; cytoplasm. Gene Ontology annotation, molecular function: mRNA binding. Bases 34 to 996 code for a protein of 320 amino acids.
CGCCACAACUGAACUCCUUCACUUUCAACCACCAUGGCAAGACGCUUGUACCUUGGCAGACUUCCCCCCGAUGCCCGUUCUGAUGACGUGGCUAAGUUUUUCGAUGGCUAUGGCCGUAUCAUUGACUGUCGUGUCAUGACCGGUUCGUCGGACAAGAGGCGCGCGCCAAAUGCGGAACUCACUGGACCUCCAUCAGGAUUCGGUUUUGUCGAGUUUGAAAGCUCAAAGGAUGCUGAGGAUGCUGUGCAUCAUUUCAACGGCAAGCCAUUCAUGGGAGCCAAUAUCGUGGUUGAAUUCGCAAAAGAAAGUCGCCCCCGCCGGGAUGUCUAUGAGAGCGACCGUGGCUUCGGGGCCGCUCGCUCCCGCAGGCCUCCCGGUAUCCGCCUCAUUGUUUCGGGUAUUUCUCGCGACACUAGCUGGCAGGACUUGAAGGACUUUGGACGCGAGGCUGGUAGCGUGUCGUUUGCUGACAUUGAUCGUGAUAACCCUGGCCAGGGUAUUCUUGAAUAUCUAUCGCGAGAUGAUGCAGACCGUGCCGUCAAGGAUUUGGACGGUAAAGACCUGCGCGGUAGACCUGUUCGCGUUGCUUAUGAUGAUGCCCGUGGUGGACCUGAUAACUACAGGCGGGAGGAUCGUCGUGAGGAACGUCCUCGUGACGACCGAUACAAAGAAGAACGCUACUACAGGGAUGAUCGUCCAUCCUAUCGCCGCGAGCGAUCUCGAUCGCCUCCUCGUCGCAAUGAUUACGAUGAUCGUCGCCCCAGGUCUCCGCCUCCGCCGCGGAGGGAUCCUGAUGAGAGAAAACCUGCAGGGUACGAUGAUUACCGACGGGGAGGUUAUGAUGAUGACCGCAGAGCCCCUGAUUAUUAUUAUGACCGUCGCAGGGACGAUGAUCGGCGACGUGAAGACCGCAGUGGCAGACGCGACGAGAAGGACGAUCGGUACGACGACAGGGCAAUGAGGCACGCAAAUGGCGAUGGUGGAUGGGCGCGUUAAAGGAUAUAGGCAGCCGCUGGAUAUUUUGCACUUGGCCGAGGGGCACCCCGUCCGUUAUUGGUUUCCUCCUCUUAUGAUGGUCAUGGUCUCCUCGAGGUUGGCGUUGGCGUAUGUUGGGUCGAACCGGAGAACUGUUUUUUGUCUUACAGAGGUCAUUUCCCUCUUGGUCCGUAUGUCGAACGAUUAUGGUCCCGAAUUUGGCGUGGAACCUGUACGUCAGCUGAAGGAGAUCCCAGGCAGCGCGUGAGAAUUGACGUGGGCAUCAUCUUCCGA